Ogataea polymorpha is the source of this 731-nucleotide messenger RNA. RefSeq lists its product as uncharacterized. The record is from RefSeq and is a predicted model, not a curated record. Lineage: Eukaryota; Fungi; Ascomycota; Pichiomycetes; Pichiales; Pichiaceae. The coding region runs from base 1 to 717 and encodes 238 amino acids. Gene Ontology annotation, cellular component: nucleus. The transcript has a single exon.
AUGUUCCUACGCCGUUUUAGCAGCUUUGUGGCGCCCUUGAAGCGAACUGACAAGUGGGAGCUCCCAGAUUUGGAAAAGCUUCCGGGAGGUUUCCGAGGAAAAGUUUAUAACCGCCGAGACUGGAAAGAGCACAUUGCCAGGAACACAGAUAUAUAUGCCAAAGAAGAGGCCGAGAAACCGAAACCGAAAGUAAAACUGCCUCCGCCGGGAUGGCGCAAGGAUAAAUCGUUGCCGCUGUAUAUGAGGCAGAAGUAUGCACUGAAAGAAAAAGCGGCGCAGAUGGACCUUACAAAAACGAAGAAAUUAUCCAGACAAGCCAUUGAAGGAAUCCGGGUGUUGCAUUCCAAGUACCCUGACGAAUUGCCGAGCCACAAGCUGGCUGAGUUUUUCCAAGUGCCAGUUGUUGCCGUGGCAAAGAUCUUGAAGUCGAAAUGGAGUCCUAAGCCGCACGAGAGGGCAGCCAAGGAGAAAAAAUGGGAAGAGCGUGGUAAAGAGCUGCGGCGCAAGAUCUUUUUGGAAAACCAGUUGGAAAAGUUCUUCGAGGCCAAAGAGCAAGAGCUGGGUUUAGAGCUGCCGUACUUCUUCAAGCAGGAACUGCGAGAUUUUGCGAAUUUGCAUGGAUUCAACGACCUGGAGGACCAGUUCUACCAUCUGAACGAAAUGAGAGUCAAGAGAGAAAAAGAAGCCCCAGCUCUAAAGUUGGAGCACGAUAUUUAGAGCGCGCAUGUACA